Echinostoma caproni is the source of this 945-nucleotide messenger RNA. NCBI's taxonomy places the organism in Eukaryota, Metazoa, Platyhelminthes, Trematoda, Plagiorchiida, Echinostomatidae. The record is from the annotation of a GenBank genome assembly.
AUGGUCGCGGUGCAAUGUACCUGGUGCAAAGCCAGCUACCAUAACCGUCCUUCCUGCUUCAGCGAUCGACUGCGUCACGAACCAUGUCCAUUGGGCACCCACUCUUCUCUGAUUGUGCCUCCCAAUUGGAUAAUCAAAAUGCCUGAAAAGAACAAUUUCAAGUCGUCCAUUCGACGUGCCUCGAGUAUGAUUUACCCAUCCACACAAGCAAUCCAUCCCCCCAGACUGUGCACAUCCACAUCGCGGCCGGAGGAUUUGGCCACAGUCGCCGAGAACAAGUUGCGAAUCAAUUCAAUUGCAGAACCUACCACUACCACGAACAUACCAUCAGGCACAACUAUAACAAUGGUAACAGGUUCAGCAGCGGGGGCCGGAACAAUAACAACAACGGCAGUGCUGACGGCUGCAGCGGUGGAAGGAGAUGUCACACAACUUAACGCUCCCACCACAAGUCCCGAGGUCACACGCAUUUCACCCUCACUCAACGCUUCCAAUCUGCUUUUGGCUCCGCAACUCCCGUUCGUUGUCAAAAGCAAUCCAUUGAGUGCAGACCAGCUAAAGCCUCUUUUGGUGUUUCUCAAUCCCCGAUCGGGCGGAAAUCAGGGUCUAGUACUAUUGCGUAAAUUCCAGUGGUUGCUCAAUCCUCGACAAGUCUUCGAUUUGUCCCAAGGUGGUCCACGAAUGGGACUAGAAUUGUUCAACCGUGUUCCCAAUUUACGUAUAUUAGCCUGCGGUGGGGAUGGCACCGUUGGCUGGAUAUUCUCAACCAUAGACGAGCUCAAAAUGAAUCCCACACCUCCGGUUGCCGUACUGCCGUUGGGCACUGGGAACGAUUUGGCCCGAACCUUGCGUUGGGGAGCGGGCUACGCGGACGAGCCAAUCUCCAAAAUUCUACGCAGUAUUGAAGAGGGCACCGUGGUCGCUUUAGAUCGGUAUGUUCAGUGA